UAAAGAAACACCAGGAGUCAGUCGGAGAGGCAGCAGUUUGCAGGCAGAACGAGAGUUUUAAGAAUCAGAAGAACGCUCAUUCACCGGCGAAUUUAUAACUUAAAACGUCGGCAACUAGCGUAGACGUAGUACUGUUACACGGGGGACUGUGCAUUGCACUCAUCCAGGAAAGUAUACAUUCAUAAACUAUAUUUAAACCGCAUAGCAGAACUUACAGAUCAGUAUUGUUGGAUUUGUGUGAUGGAGGAUGUUGCAGCUAUACACUCACUUCCUGUUCUGGUUUGUUUAUUUUUGUUUAGGGAGAUGGCAAACAGCAAUGCCAAUGGGACUACCAACAGUAAUGUGAAUGGGAGUGCCAAAGCUGGGCUGCCAGGGGAUAUGGAUGGCAUGGAGGACAGUGUGGAGUUCAGGCUGAUGAUGGCGUACGCCCAGAGGAGGAGACCUAGGGAGGUGUUGUGCCCGCUACCUCAAGGCACAGACACCCAGUCGGGUGGCACACAGACACUAGAGGGCCAUGCAGACACAUUUAUAAAGAAGGAGGAGAAGAAGAAGAAGAAGAAGAAGAAGGGGAUGAGAGUGAGGCUGCAGAGCUUGGUGAGCUGUAUCCGACCCCACAGAGACAGUACAGCUGUAGCAUCAGGACCACCAAGAACACCACCACCAACGGGCACCCAGAGGUCCUCCUUCAGAUCCUUUGGCAACUUGAAAGAUGAGCUGGAGGUGGUAGCUGACCGGUUGACUCAGAUUGCUGACGGAGUGUGCUUAAGUUCUGGGGACCUGGAGACUGACGGAGAGGAAGAUGCUAUAGAGAGGCUGGUGGGGCUGCUGUUGAGAGGAGCGGGAGACAAACUCAAUGAGGAGGUCCUGAAGGACGCCUCUCUGUCCUCAGAGCUCUUUGGCUACAGCUUGUAUGAGAGGACCAUCUCCACCUUCCUCAGCAGACUUGGCCUGACCUCGGACCCCAGCACUGAGGGGUCACGCAAGGACCAAAUCGCCCUGACUUGUGAGGUGACCAGUCGCCUGUCAGCGGUGGACAGCCUCCCUAUGAGCCGGGUGCUGGGAUUCGGAGCCAAAUACCUGCAGGAUCACUUCUCUUCCUGGGCCAAACAGCAGGGUGGAUAUGAGGAAGCUUUUGUGAAUGAUGAUGAGGAAGUCGACUGAGUCAGAGGGAUUUUCCCCAUCCUAUACACCCAUUGGUUCUUCCCGAUUAUCCACCCUUUUCCCAAAGUAUGCUCUUGCGCACUUCCAUGGAUCAGAAUUUCAUUGGUGUAGUUAUUUACUAAAGUGAGUUUCCACCAUUAUUAAAUGCAUGAUGGGAAAGGGUGGAGAAUUGGGAUGUAGCCCUCUUCUAACCCCAACCCCUAGAGAAGUUUCAACUCAGGUUAAUAUAUUGCUAUUAUUGCAUGCCCAAUUAACAUUGAUUUUGCACAAAGAAACAUGCACAUAGAAAUAUACUGUCUUCCAGAGCCAUAGUAUAUAAGAAACUGCAUCUCAAACCCCAUUCUUUCGAAUGAUACAUUGAUAUGAUAUAAGAAUGUAUAUGAAAGUACAGUAUUCAGGUGUUUUAGAUAACAUUUUAAUUGGGACUAUAGGAAUGUAAAAAAAUAGAAACAUCUGUUGAAUGAAACAUAUUUACUUGAUUAUUUUACUUCAUAUUUAGUUAUUUACUUUAUUUUUUGUAAGAAUAAUAAUGAGACUGUCUACUAUUGAUGUAGCCUAUACUGUCUGAUCCAAAUAAUGUUUACAUAAAGCAACAUUACCAAAGAUGUCAACAUUUACAUUUACAUUUUACGUCAUUUGGCAGACGCUCUUAUCCAGAGCGACUUACAAAUACCAGACCUCCAGGACUUAUGUCCUCAGUUUAUCCAGAGAUUGAGCCACUAUAUGGUUAAACCAUGACUGGACCAAAGACUGGGGCAGCUACUGUAGCCUACAUAUACUGUAUGGAAGUGUGUCUAUUCACACUGCUAUAUGGUCACACUGUCAUUCUCUGUGUGCUGAGUCUAUGCAUUGGAAUGUCUGACUUAUUUGUUUAAGAAUAAUUAAACAAAUUCCAUGUUAUGAUUAUAGUGUUCAAUGUUAACACUGAUUUAGACAGCUUUGUGACUGAUUUGUUUCAAUAUUAAUUUAUUGAAUAAAAAUAGGUCUGCUGAAAAGA
Salmo salar (Atlantic salmon) is the source of this 2158-nucleotide messenger RNA. The record is from RefSeq and is a predicted model, not a curated record. Lineage: Eukaryota; Metazoa; Chordata; Actinopteri; Salmoniformes; Salmonidae.